AUGGCUGCCCCCAGUGUUCUUACUUUUGAUGAUGAGGGCCGUGCCGUUGACUUUGAGGUCUGGGUUGAUGACCUCCAGCUGGGUGUUCCCCCUACCCCCUCUUGCCCUCUGUUGCCUCUGCUGCUGCGGCCGACCUCGUUGGUUUCGAGUCGGUCGGCGCUGCGUCUGCCCCGAGCGGGAGACGCCGCACUGGCAAGGGCAAGGGAGGCAAGGGCGCUGGAGGGGCUGGCGGGGGCGGUGGAGGUGGUGGUGGAGGCAGUGGAGGGGGUGGGGGUGGUGGUGGGAGUGGUGGCGGGGGUGGAGGUGUCGGUGGCAGCAGUGGAGGCGGAGGAGGCGGCGGCGGUGGCGGAGGGAGUGGAGGCGGCCGAGGUGGUGGAGGCGGCGGAGGCGGCGGAGGUGGCGGAGGCGGCGGCGGCAGCAGUGGACCUGGUCGCAGCUCUGCGCAGAGGAGUGGCUCCGGUGGUGCGCGGUGGGGGUACGGGUCCCUGCACCUACGUUCUCCGCACCGGCGACCGCGCUGGUGAGCAGUGCGGGGGCCCGCACUCCACCCAGCGCUGCUUCGGCCGCCUGACGGACGCGUGGCGUCACCAGUUCCCUGAGGCCUCUGAGAUCCCUCACUGGGGAGAGCUGUCUAGGGCGGGGGUUGCUAUCUUUGAUCUUGAUUUUGAUGCUAUUCUUGUUGCCAUGUAUGCUGUUGCUGAUAGUGUUGAGGGUGACUGUUACCUGUGUGUUCCGCCUGACCCGGGCAUUGAGCCUGCUGCUCUAGGUGCUGGUGAGGCUGUUGCUCUAGGUGCUAGCGCGUCUGCUGCCCCAGGUGCUGGUGAGUCUGCCCUCUCAGGUACCACGUCGGCUCAGGCCUUACACACCUUCACCUUUGACUCGGGUGCUUCCCGCUCCUUCUUUCGAGACCGCACCACACUUACGCUGCUUAGUCGGGCGGUUGCGGUCUCCCUGGCGGACCCCUCUGGGGGUCCUGUCCUUGCUCGCUUCUCCAAUGACUUACCGUGUCCGGCAGCCCCCUCUGGCACCCUGUCAGGUCUCUACCUCCCCUCGUUCUCUACGAACUUGGUGAGUGGAGCUGAUCUACAGGAUAGGGGGGUUGACCAGUUCACUCCUGCGAGACAGCGGGUGACCCACUGCACGUGUGCUCGGACAGGUCGACACUUGGCCAAGUUCACCCGUCGGCCGGGGUCGAGCCUGUACACCCUCACUACUGAGUCUCCUCCGGCUGACAAGCCUGGUCAGGUCGCUGCGUCGAGUCAGUCUCUCCCUCCCCUACCUCCGGGGCCUACCCCUACCUGCGUCCCCUGCGUCGAGGGGCGACAGCGCGCCGCCCCUCACUCCUCCGAGUUUCCUCCGGCAGAGGCUCCGUUGCAGACUCUUCACAUGGACGUGUGGGGCCCCGCCCGCGCGCGUGGCCAGGGGCACGAGCGUUACUUCCUGUUGGUGGCUGACGACUACUCGCGUUACACCACGGUCUUCCCCUUGCGCAGCAAGGGUGAAGUCACAGAGGUGUUGAUUGAUUGGAUCUGCGCAGCUAGUCUCCAGCUCAGAAAGAGUUUCGGCUCGGACUUUCCUGUUCUGCGUCUGCACUCUGACAGAGGCGGGGAGUUUUCCUCUGCUCGUCUGGGAGCCUUCUGUCGAGCACAGGGCAUCCGCCAGACCUUCACGCUUCCGGCCUCUCCACAGCAAAAUGGGAUUGCUGAGCGCCGCAUUGGUAUGGUCAUGGACGUCGCUCGUACGUCCAUGAUCCAUGCGGCUGCCCCCCAUUUUCUGUGGCCGUUUGCAGUUCAGUACGCGGCGCAUCAGCUCAACCUUCAGCCCCGGGUCUCCUUGCCAGAGACCUCCCCCACCUUGCGGUGGACGGGGAAGGUUGGCGAUGCGUCUGCGUUUCGGGUCUGGGGAUCUCGGGCGUUUGUCCGCGACUUGUCUGCGGACAAGCUGUCUCCCCGUGCUAUUCCCUGCGUCUUCCUUGGCUUCCCCCCUGAUGCGCCUGGUUGGCAGUUUUACCACCCCACCUCGCGCCGUGUUCGGUCCUCCCAGGACGUCACCUUUGACAAGUCGGUGCCUUACUACCGUCUCUUCCCCUACCGCGCUGCGCCCCUUCCCCCGCCGCCGCUCUUCCUUGUGCCAGGUCCUCCCCCGGUAGACCCCCUCCCCCCUCAGGGUCCUGCCCCGUCAGGUGUGUCCCAGGUAGACGCAGUCGAGCCUGUCGAGGUAGCUGUUGACUCUGGUGCUGCUAGAGGUGCUGAGCCUGCGGGUGCCGGGUCUGGAGGUGCUGAGCCUGCGGGUGCUGAGUGUGGGGGUGCUGAGCCUGGGGGUGCUGAGCCUGGGGGUGCUGAGCCUGGGGGUGCUGAGUCUGGAGGUGCGGAGCCUUUGGGUGCGGAGCCUGGGGGUGCGGAGCCUGGGGGCGCUGGGUCUGCUCGUGUGACCGCCGGCGGUGCCUCGUCGAGGUGGGAGCCACUCUCUCCGCAGGAGCUGCGCGAGUGGUUUGCCCGGCGCUGGAGCCGUGCUGCUGGACCUGGAGGCACUACUGUUGCUGCUGGUUCCGGAGGUGCUCGUACUGGCGGUGCUGGAGUUGCUGGGCCUGGGGGUGCUGCUGGGGCUGCUGGCGGUACUGGAGCUGCCGGUCCUGCUGGAGUUGGUGCUGUUGGAGCUGUUGGAGCUGGAGCUGCUGGGGGUGUUGGCGCUGGUAGUUCUGCUGGCGCUGGUGCGUCUGAGGGUGCUGGAGUUGACGCUGUUGGAGCUGGAGGUGCUGCUGGCGCUGGUGCUGCCGCUGGUGGUACUGGUGCUGUCCCUGCUGGUUCUGGAGGCGCUGCGCAGCCGUGGCCGUACUUCGUUCCGCUCCUUGAACAUGUUCUUGGUCUCCCGCCUUCUACUGGUCCUGCUCCUCCCUUAGAGUGUCCACAGCCUGUCCAGUCGCAGUCACAGUUACAGCCCGCCUCCCCUCUACCUGUUCCUUCUCCCUACAGUGGUCCCACAGGAGGUCUUGCUGAGCGUCGUGAGCAUGCGUCUCGUCCUGCGUCGCCUGUUCGUGCUGCUCGCACUGGUGGUCGUACUGCGCGUCCGCGUCCUCCUGCGGUCCCAGGCAGAAACCAGAUGGCACUGCGUCCUUCCACUGCUCCUCUGCGUGUCCCGUUGCCGUCUCCUCCAGAUUCCUCUCUUCCUGUUCUCCCUGACUCGGCCUCUGACUCUCUUCGUGCUGCCAGUCCUACUGUCACGCGUCUCCUGGCCACUGUUGUCACUGACCCUUCCUUUGAGUCCACUACUGCGUCUCACUUAGUGGCUGAGCUUGUCGACUUCGCUGCUCGUUGUCGUCUAGACUACGCCACUAGUCUUGUUGCUGAGUCCGAGUAUGUCUGUCCUCCGUCCGUCGGGGGUGGGUGUGCUCUUAGCACGGACGUCCUUGAGGACAGGCAGGAGGAGUUCCAGUGUUUUGCUGCUGCUUUGCCUCAUCUCGUGUCCCUGCUGAUUGCCCCUGAGGGAGACCCGGAUGCACCAGACAUCCCGACUCCUCGAUCGUACGCUGAGGCGAUCGAGGGUCCCUACUCCUCUCAGUGGCAGUCAGCCAUGGACGCAGAGAUGGCUUCCUGGAAGUCCACAGGCACCUACGUCGACGAGGUUCCCCCACCUGGGGCGAACAUCGUCAGUGGCAUGUGGAUUUUCAGGGUGAAGCGGCCGCCAGGUUCUCCGCCUGUCUUCAAGGCGCGUUACGUGGCUCGAGGCUUCAGUCAGCGGCAGGGAGUUGACUACUUUCAGACCUUCUCUCCCACCCCGAAGAUGACCACUCUUCGGGUGCUGCUGCACAUAGCCGCUCAGCGCGACUACGAGCUUCACUCUCUUGACUUCAGCACAGCUUUCCUGCAGGGCAGCCUGCACGAGGAGAUCUGGCUGCGCCACCCACCUGGCUUCACUGGGUCGUUUCCUCCUGGUACCCAGUGGAGCCUCCAGCGGCCAGUCUACGGUCUCCGCCAGGCGCCCCGUGAGUGGAUCGACACACUGAGGACCAUACUUGCGGCUUUUGGGUUUGCUCCUUCUACAGCCAACCCGUCGCUGUUUCUGCGCACCGACACCUCUUUGCCGUCGUUCUACAUCCUCGUGUACGUCGACGACUUGGUCUUUGUCACUGCUGACACUGCUGGACUCGCCCACGUGAAGUCCGAGCUGCAGAAGAGACACACGUGCACUGACCUGGGUGAACUGCGCAGCUACCUUGGCUUGCAGAUCACCCGGGACAGAGCACGCCGCACCAUUACCCUGACUCAGUCACACAUGGUGCAGCAUGUCCUUCAGCGCUUCGGCUUCACACACCGACUACAGCACAUGGCUGCAGCGAAGAGGGUGUUGCGCUACGUGUGCAGUACGUCGGGCAUGGGGCUAGUGCUUGGAGGGCGACGUCGAGUGGUCCUCACAGAUCACGCUGACGCUUCUUGGGCUGACGACCAGCCGACACAGCGGUCGUCACAGGGUUACACCUUCAGCCUUGGCUCCGGCUCUGUUUCGUGGCGGUCUACCCGCUCGUCUUCUGUUCUCACCUCCAGCUGUGAGGCUGAGAUCUACGCGGGGGCCAUGGCUGCACAGGAGCUACGCUGGCUCACCUACCUGCUGACUGACCUAGGAGAGCCGCCUCGUUCUCCUGCAGUUCUGUACGUAGACAACAAGGCCAUGCUGGCCUUGUGUCGGGAGCACAGACUGGAGCAUAGAACGAAGCACAUUGCUCUUCGCUACUUCCUGGCUCGUGUGCUGCAGCAACGUGGUCAGCUCCGCCUCACCUACGUGGCCUCUGAGUCCAACACUGCUGAUAUCUUCACCAAGGACCUUCCGCCUUGUGAUCAUCAGCGCUUCUGUGCUAUGCUAGGCAUAUAUGCUAUAGUCUGUGCGAGUGCUUCUCGUGUAACCCAUAGCGCGCCUCUCUUAGCACGUCACCGGCUUCACGCUCACCCUCUGCUGGCCUUACUUGCUGCUCUGUCCCCCUCGUUCCCCCCUCUCCUUCCCCUUGUUUCCCCCUCUGCUCCCCCUCGUUCCCCCCUCUCCUUCCCCUUGUUUCCCCCUCUGCUCCCCCUCGUUCCGCCCUCUCCUUCCCCCCUCUGCUCCCCCUCGUUCCCCCCUCUCCUUCCCCUUAUUUCUCCCUCUGCUUCCCCUUGUUCCCCCCUCUCCUUCCCAUCAUUUUCCCUUCUGAUCCCCUCUGUUCCCCCAACUCCUACCCCUUGUUUCCCCCUCGGCUCCCCCUCGUUCCCCCCUCUCCAUCCCAUCAUUCCCCCCUCUGCUUCCCCUCGUUCCCCCUCUCCAUCCCCUGAUUUCCCUCCCCUUUCCCCCACUGCUCCCUGUCAUCACCUCCCCUGCUCCCUCUCAUUACCUCCCCUGCUCCCUCUCAUCACCUCCCCUGCUCCCUCUCAUUACCUCCCCUGCUCCCUCUCAUUACCUCCCCUACUCCCUCUCAUCACCUCCCCUGCUCCCUCUCAUCACCUCCCCUGCUCCCUCUCAUUACCUCCCCUGCUCCCUCUCAUCACCUCCCCUGCUCCCUCUCAUUACCUCCCCUGCUCCCUCUUAUUACCUCCCCUGCUCCCUCUCAUCACCUCCCCUGCUCCCUCUUAUUACAUCCCCUGCUCCCUCUCAUCACCUCCCCUGCUCCCUCUCAUUACUUCCCCUGCUCCCUCUCAUUACCUCCCCUGCUCCCUCUCAUCACCUCCCCUGCUCCCUCUCAUUACCUCCCCUGCUCUCUCUCAUCACCUCCCCUGCUCCCUCUCAUUACCUCCCCUGCUCCCUCUCAUCACCUCCCCUGCUCCCUCUCAUCACCUCCCCUGCUCCCUCUCAUCACCUCCCCUGCUCCCUCUCAUCACCUCCCCUGCUCCCUCUCAUCACCUCCCGUGCUCCCUCUCAUUGCCUCUCUUCUCAUCUUUUCGCCCUCUGCUUCCCCUCGUUUCUCCCUCUCUUUCCCUUCAUUAG
Closterium sp. NIES-65 is the source of this 5946-nucleotide messenger RNA. The record is from the annotation of a GenBank genome assembly. NCBI's taxonomy places the organism in Eukaryota, Viridiplantae, Streptophyta, Zygnematophyceae, Desmidiales, Closteriaceae.